Molecule: messenger RNA, 1077 nt
Organism: Pocillopora verrucosa
Lineage: Eukaryota; Metazoa; Cnidaria; Anthozoa; Scleractinia; Pocilloporidae
Product: G-protein coupled receptor 161-like
Biological process (GO): G protein-coupled receptor signaling pathway
Cellular component (GO): membrane
Molecular function (GO): neuropeptide Y receptor activity
Source: RefSeq, a predicted model, not a curated record
AUGACGCUUAAAUCAAGUGCAAUCAUCGAGGCCACCAUUCUCGUUGUUAUAUGUGUAGCGUCUGUUUUUGUAAAUAUCAUUUUGUUUGUGAUACUCUUGAGGAAGAGAACGCUUCGCACCAUCUCCAAUGGUUUUCUUCUCAAUCUCGCAUUUGCUGAUUUGCUCGUAUCCAUGUUAAACAUGCCUAUAACUGUGGUCACCAUUAUCAACGAAAGUUGGAUUUUUGGAGAUACUGCCUGCGUUUUCUUCGGAUUCAUCACGAUGCUUUCGUUUGUUUCAUCAGUGAUGUCCCUGGCUAUGAUAGCUAUCAAUAGAUAUUAUUACGUGGUGCAAUGGAAAAACUACUCAUCUAAUUUUACGCCAAGAAAAUCCCUUCUGUUCGUGGGAAGCAUGUGGAUAACAUCUGUGUCAUUAUCCAUUCCACCACUGUUAGGCUGGGGAAAAUAUGAUUUUAUUUCUGGGAAAUCUUUCUGUUUCGUAUUCUGGCCUUCUGAUGUUUACUAUAUGUAUUUUAUGCUUAUUAUAUGCUUCUUCGGCCCUCUAACUGUUAUAUGUAUAACAUAUAUCAAAAUUCUAAAAUUUACCAGGCGAGCUAAGCAGCAGAUGCAUCGACAUAGGGAAAACAACAUGAUCGAGGAUGCGAGUCAAAAAAUGGAGGAAAACAGAAGACGUAUAGGAACUUCUCAAGAGGAAGUCAAAAUCACCAAUACUUUAGUGAUCGUUGUUGCAUGUUUCGUCGGUUGUUGGGCGCCUUUCGCUGUCACCAUGUUUAUAGAUAUCUACUUACCAUCAUCACGCAUCCCAAGAUCAAUUGAUAUCAGCACACUGUUGCUUGGUUAUGCCAACAGCAUGUGCAACCCUGUUGUGUAUGGGAUAAGGAAUCAAACGUUUCGAAGGGAACUUAUUCAAGUCUUUACGAUCUGCCGAAGACCUCAAAGAGUUUCUGUAGGGAACGUACCUUACCCAUCUAAAAGGAGAGCUUCAUCCAAGAUCAGAACUGCAAAGAAAAUGGGAGUGUCUGAAUUACCACACCUCGCCUCAUCAUCCAAAGAGACUGCUUCAUCUUCUCUUUCUUAA